Eutrema salsugineum is the source of this 1223-nucleotide messenger RNA. RefSeq names its product adenylyl-sulfate kinase 4, chloroplastic. The record is from RefSeq and is a predicted model, not a curated record. Bases 129 to 1019 code for a protein of 296 amino acids. The transcript has 6 exons. Gene Ontology annotation, biological process: sulfate assimilation. Lineage: Eukaryota; Viridiplantae; Streptophyta; Magnoliopsida; Brassicales; Brassicaceae. Gene Ontology annotation, molecular function: ATP binding; adenylylsulfate kinase activity.
GGAGAAAAACAUUCGUUGCAUAAUAUAAAUCGCAUGAAUAAUCUAAUAGCCCGUUCAAUUGAACCCCGCGUUGAGGUGACCUGCUUCGAUCCUUUCGUCGACUCAAUCGAAAUCGUGUGUUUUGAGAUAUGGAUGUUGCGGCGGUGGCGAGAUGUGUGGUAAGGUGCUAUGUUUCGCCGGCGUUCGGGGAAUCUGAACCGCUCCGGUUAUCGGAUCGGCAAUUUCUGAGAUUAUCGUUGUCUGCUUCGCUUAGCCCACAUCUUUCCGUAAGUCGAUCUCUGAAGCUUCACGAGCAAAGUCACGAGAGGAGACUGAGCUUCUUCCGUCCGAUCAUGGCCACCGAUGAGUCGAUUUCAUCGGAUUGCGCCGGUGAAACACAGCUAAUCAACGGAAAGCAAAACAACAUCGUCUGGCAUAAUUGUCCCAUCACUAAAUCCGACAGGCAACAAUUGAUUAAGCAAAAAGGUUGUGUUAUCUGGAUUACUGGCUUAAGUGGUUCAGGGAAAAGUAGCUUGGCAUGUGCUCUUAGCCGAGCAUUGUACAAUCGAGGGAAGCUUUCAUAUAUCCUGGAUGGUGACAAUGUUCGUCAUGGUUUAAACAGUGAUCUUAGCUUCAAAGCAGAAGAUCGAGCUGAAAACAUUCGAAGAGUUGGUGAAGUGGCUAAAUUGUUUGCAGACGCUGGAAUCAUCUGUAUUGCAAGUCUCAUUUCUCCUUACCGGAAAGAACGAGCUGCUUGCCGUGCUCUGUUACCGGAAGGAGAUUUCAUCGAGGUUUUCAUGGAUGUGCCACUCCAUGUUUGUGAAGCUAGAGACCCAAAGGGUUUAUACAAGCGUGCACGCGCUGGGAAAAUCAAAGGUUUCACAGGAAUAGACGAUCCAUAUGAACCACCUUUGGAUUGCGAGAUUGUGAUACAAAACAACGGAGACAAUGGUUUUUGUUCUUCAUCUUCAUCUCUGUCUGAAAUGGCAGAUAACGUUGUGACGUACUUAGACCAAAAUGGAUACCUGAAGCCGUUCUAGAAAGUUGAAACACUCCAAAAAAGUCACAUACGGAUAUGAUUUAUGUAUAUGUAACUUGUAAUAGGCUCAAAAGUAAUAAUUCUCUCAUGUAUCAAUCAUUGAGCCGCGUUUAAAUUGUUUAAAUGCAAGAAUAAAAAUCAUUAUUGUAAAAUUCCUUAACCUUUUGGAUGUGACCAAGUGGAGAAUGAGAAUGAGAAUGAGACA